AAUGAACGAAGAUGGAAAUAUGAAAAUGAAAGGAAAAGGACAAAAACAUAACCAGAACGGAAACAACAAAGAUGACAUGCGCGAGAAAAUGAAGGAAAGAAUGCAACAGAAGAAUGGGAAACAGAGUUCAGAAGAGAAAGAAGGAGAAAUGAACGAAGAUGGAAAUAUGAAAAUGAAAGGAAAAGGACAAAACAUAACCAGAACGGAAACAACAAAGAUGACAUGCGCGAGAAAAUGAAGGAAAGAAUGCAACAGAAGAAUGGGAAACAGAGUUCAGAAGAGAAAGAAGGAGAAAUGAACGAAGAUGGAGAUAUGGAAAGGAAAGGAAAAGGACAAAAACAUAACCAGAACGGAAACAACAAAGAUGACAUGCGCGAGAAAAUGAAGGAAAGAAUGCAACAGAAGAAUGGGAAACAGAGUUCAGAAGAGAAAGAAGGAGAAAUGAACGAAGAUGGAAAUAUGAAAAUGAAAGGAAAAGGACAAAAACAUAACCAGAACGGAAACAACAAAGAUGACAUGCGCGAGAAAAUGAAGGAAAGAAUGCAACAGAAGAAUGGGAAACAGAGUUCAGAAGAGAAAGAAGGAGAAAUGAACGAAGAUGGAAAUAUGAAAAUGAAAGGAAAAGGACAAAAACAUAACCAGAACGGAAACAACAAAGAUGACAUGCGCGAGAAAAUGAAGGAAAGAAUGCAACAGAAGAAUGGGAAACAGAGUUCAGAAGAGAAAGAAGGAGAAAUGAACGAAGAUGGAGAUAUGGAAAGGAAAGGAAAAGGACAAAAACAUAACCAGAACGGAAACAACAAAGAUGACAUGCGCGAGAAAAUGAAGGAAAGAAUGCAACAGAAGAAUGGGAAACAGAGUUCAGAAGAGAAAGAAGGAGAAAUGAACGAAGAUGGAGAUAUGGAAAGGAAAGGAAAAGGACAAAAACAUAACCAGAACGGAAACAACAAAGAUGACAUGCGCGAGAAAAUGAAGGAAAGAAUGCAACAGAAGAAUGGGAAACAGAGUUCAGAAGAGGGAGAGGCAGAAGCAGAGGGAGAAAUGAACGGAAAUAUGCAAAUGAACGAAAAGGGGCAGAGAAAUAACCAAGACAGAAACAAUAUGGAUAACAUGCGUGGGAAAGGCGAAAACGGAAUGCAGCAGAAAUCAAAUGGGAAGCCCAGUUCCGAACAGAAAGAUGAAGGAAUACGCGAAAACGAAAACAUGGAAAUGAACGGACAGGGACAAAAAAGUAACCAAGAUGGAAGAAACAUGGACAACAUGCGUGGGAAAGGGGAAAACGGAAUGCAGCAGAAGUCAAAUGGGGAAGACAACUCUGAAGAAGAAGAGGAAAGGAAAGGAAACGGAAAUAUGGGAUCGAAAGGACGGGGGCAAAGAAACGAUGAACAAGGUGAUGAUUCGGACGAUAUGGGGAAGAAGAAAAAGAAAGGAACGCAACAGCAGCAGAAGUCAAGUGGAAGGUACAGCUCUCAGCAAGAAUCUGGUGCGAAAAGCCAGCGAGGAAAGGGAAUGAGGAACGAUGGAUCAUCAAGAAAAGGCAACGGCCGUUAAUAUGUCGUCGACUGGCGAAAGGGAAUAAAACGUUCAUUAUUCGUGGAUAGUUUGGACCAGGCGAUCAAGUGAAAUACAACCAUGACAUACUUGUUAUAAUAAACAUUUUAACAGAGAUUGCAAUAAUAAACGUAUUAAUGGUUAUUUUAUUCUUUCAUUCAUUAAAUGUUCUUCGAAACGUGCAACUCGUCUGAGAAAGUAAAAUAAAGGUGUUUUAUCAAAGUUGCAUGCUGUAUAUUAUACAGUGUUUACAAUUCUUUGUGAUAACGCCAUGACAUACUUGUUAUAAUAAACAUUUUAACAGAGAUUGCAAUAAUAAAUGUUUUAAUAGUUAUUUUAUUAUUUCAUUUCUUGGCAAUUUGUUUAUGAUAUCUGGCGUUUUGUGAAAUCCUAAUUAAAUGUUCUUCGAAACUAUCCUGGUAAAACGAAAUAAAGGUGUGUUAUCAAA
This is a messenger RNA of Gigantopelta aegis, 1999 nucleotides long. RefSeq lists its product as uncharacterized. The transcript has 2 exons. Bases 223 to 1551 code for a protein of 442 amino acids. The record is from RefSeq and is a predicted model, not a curated record. Lineage: Eukaryota; Metazoa; Mollusca; Gastropoda; Neomphalida; Peltospiridae.